UUAUUCAUGCGAUGUCGCAGGCAUUUAUUUAUAUGUAUAUAUUCGAAGCGACCUUUCGGUUCACAAACAAUAUUCUUUCAUCAAUGUGGAUCACAAGCUGAAAAUAUGCGGCAUCGAUAAGAGUCCUUGAAAAGUCCUGUCUCUUCUGAAGCCGAUUGAUUUCAAUUGUGAUGUUAAGUAUUUCUCUAACAUUGUUCGCGAGUGUUGCGCGAUCUUCACGCAACACUCGCUGUCAAAUUGGUGACACUGGCGACACACUCUAUCAAUGAGUCUCAAUUAUUGUUCCAUACAUGCACGAUGAGCCUCAUUAGCGAGUCCCAAUUUUGUGUACCUAAAUUUCUUUAAUGAGACCUUAAAUACCGGAUAUUUUAUUCUUCUAUUGACAAGCGUCUCCGAUAAAGCGUUAGUCGACAUUGAGGGAACUGUAUCGACCCCAAAAUUGAUCGUUUAAAAUUCUUGAAAGAUGCGAAGAUGCAUGUGGAAGAGAGACUGAGACGAAAGAGACUGUAAGAAGAGUCGUGGCCCAUUUCUUUUAGAAAGGAAACGAUGAUUACAGUUAAGCCGUUACCUGCGUCAGUGGUCGGUUGGUUUUCUGUGGACGGCAUUCCUGAUCGGCCUCACGUCACCGGCUGCUCGCCGAAAAAUCCCUUCGAGAAAUUCUGGCAGAGCAUAGAUUAGAGCAGUUGAGAAGAGCGACGGAUAGAAUACAAAGAGAAAUCGAGGAAGUCACUGAAAGGGAACACGAACUGCGGAACGUGGGCAGCAUAAAGACUACAUCUCACGAGACAGUGGAUUCUAAGGUGCGUCGCAUGCCACAAGCACUAGCAUCGGGCAAACUGAAGAGGACAACGUCCACGCCACAGAUACUGGAAGCAGUCAGUCUGACACCGCUGUCAAGCUUGACACCAAAGAUGACGAACGGCGUGAUAUCUACUACGCGCACAACCCCGACGCCGCUGCGCUUUGCCAGCGUGCCGAGCCAGAAAGGAUUGAUGCACAGGUUCCUGGCUACACGAGGAAAGCUCUACAAAAGCAAAUCGACGAAUAAUGACAGCUUGAGCCCACCCAUAACGCCCACUAUUACACUUAAUCCUCUUAGUAUCAAGGCGUUCAACAGAACUUUGGAAAUAGAACCGGACGACGAGCCAAAGAAGCCACCGUCGAGAAAAGGAUACGUUCCUGUCGAACAGAAGAUCCAAAAGGAGCUUCACGAUAUGAAAGAACGAGAAAACGAAUUAAGAUUGAUGAGAUCGCAGAUGCUGGCAAAGUCUCAGCCGAAUUUACUCGAUAUAGGGAACGAUAAUGACUCGGAUAUUUACGAUGGCUCCAGUUCUCUCAGAAGUGGCGCUUCUAGUAAUACUUUAAACGAGGACGAAAUUGAAAAAGAACAUAAGGGAAAACAUAAGCCUAAUCCACGACGUCGUAGCACGCUUAUUGCGCAAUGGGAGAAUCUAAUAGCUGCCAAGAAAGAAUCUAUUGAGAAUAACAAUGAAAACUAUAAUAGUUUUUAAAAGUUCUGUAAUUUUAAGUGCUUGUAGAUGAAAAGUUGAUUUUCAUCUUUAUUUCGUUGUUAUUUAUCUAAAUAUUUGAUUGUAAAUUAAUGAUUCAGAAUAACAUUACGGCAAAUUGUUUGCAAGAAAAAUAAUUUUGCUAUGUUGAAUGACUAA
Molecule: messenger RNA, 1667 nt
Organism: Linepithema humile (Argentine ant)
Lineage: Eukaryota; Metazoa; Arthropoda; Insecta; Hymenoptera; Formicidae
Source: RefSeq, a predicted model, not a curated record